ACUAAACGUGAAAAACCAAACACCAACGAUCAGAGAAAAUGGCGCCAAGUCCAAAAACCGCGCAAAACGGGUCCACAGAAACGUCAUCAUGAUGACUCUCGUGAACAGAAAGAACACAUACCUUUUAAAAAGCAGCGCCUUACUACAGAAGAGCUUGAAAACACCAUUAAGGACAAGAUACAAAAGUCCAAAGAAUCCAUCGGCAAACUGAAGAAACAUAUUGAGAACAAUACAUGUCCAAAAACUUUGCGUUAUAACGCAAGGGCAAACAUUGCCCCGGACGAAGAAUUCAAACGAGACAUAAGCUGGAUUAGAAAAGACGCAGAACGAAAAGUUUUAGGCGCACUCGUUAAGUUUCACGACCGUAGAGUCGAAAGAAGCAAAUCCAAACUUGUAAAACUAGAGCAGGAAUCACGCAAAGAAAAGAGGAAAGACAUGUCAGAUAAGGUACCAUCUAAUAUUCUAGAAUGCAGUCACGAACAGAAACUAGAGAAUAUCCAGAAGAGAAUAGACGAACUCAACAAAAUGAAGUAUGUCUUACAAAACGCUAAAGAGAAUAAACAAAGUGAAUCUUAUCCCAGAGUGUUUUCUGAGAAUGUAGAUUAUCCAAAAAGGGAAAGAGGAAAGAAAAAGCGGUCAUUGUCAACCAAAAAACGCAAUGAACGGAGGCGAAAAAUAGCGUGUGAUUUAGAUAAGAACAUAACAGAAGCCAGAAAGAAACAUAUCAAAAACCUCUCAGAUUACAAAAUGACACGCGAUCAGAUAAAUGUUCUGUCAAGGGGUCUUAAAUUUAUCCCCACAGCGGUGACAAACACAGGUCACGUUAGAGCAGAACUAUUAAAAGAUUUCAACGCUUUCGCUAGACGAAUGCGUCUACAGUAUAUCUUUCAUGGAAAAGAUAAAGAGCAACACCCCUUUCAUGUAAAGUCAGACUGGGAGCCACCAGUUCAGCCAUCAGUCGCACUAGAAACAUACCUAGAAGAGGUUAAACUACAACUUGCUAAUAUAAAUACAAUCACGCCUAGAAACAAUCUACCCAAGAGGGAACAACUUGCCAUCAAACAACUGAAACAAAACCCGGACAUCAACAUUAAACGAGCAGAUAAAGGCUCUUCUUUUGUUGUUCUCAACAAAGAAGACAAAAUGAAAGAAGGUAAAAUACAAUUAGAUGACAGAGAAAACUACAAACCCUUAGAAACACCAAUGGUAGUAGAAACCUCUAAAAGGGUCAAGAAAUUGAUAGAUAGCCAUCGUCUUGUCAUCUCGUCUAUAUGUCUCUCUUUGUGAAGCUUAUCUCUCACGCUAAAUCCACCGCGAAUACCACAAUUCUACACUCUCACAAAGAUUCACAAACCAACACCAGUUGGAAGACCGAUCAUAUCGGGCUGCGAAGGCCCGACGGAAAGAAUCUCAUCAUUUGUUGAUAGUCUCCUCCAAAAAAUUGCUAAAUCGCAAAAAUCGUAUCUUAAAGAUACGACAGACUUUAUCAACUUCAUAGAGAAAACCAGGGUCGUAGAAAAUGCUAUUUUAGUCUCUAUGGAUGUAACUAGCCUAUACACAAACAUCCCACAGGAGGAAGGAAUUACCAUUAUAUGCAAAGCAUACGAAACAUUCUAUCAAAACAAACCUCUAAUACCGAGCCAAUGCCUCGCAGAUACGCUCAGACUAAUCCUAAGGGAGAAUUCUUUCCAAUUUGUUGGAAAAAACUACCUCCAAGUACAAGGUACAGCUAUGGGAACAAAAAUGGCAGUUGCAUUUGCUAACAUUUUUAUGUCUGCAAUAGAGACAGAAAUUAUCAACAAAAGUCCGCACAAACCACUAGUGUGGAAGAGAUUUAUCGAUGACAUAUUCUCAUUGUGGAAUGUAGACAAAGAAGAAAUAUACUCAUUCAUCGAACUAGCAAAUAACCACCACCCGACCAUAAAAUUUACUGCUGAAGUUUCAGAAACAGAAACCGCCUUUCUGGAUACAUGUAUUUACAAAGGAGAAAGAUUUAAGAAGGAAUCAAUCCUAGAUGUGCGUACACACUUCAAACCGACAGAAACUUUCCAAUACACGUACUUCUCUUCAUGUCACCCCCCAGGGGUUAAGAAAGGAUUCAUAAAAGGCGAGGCCUUAAGAUUACUCAGAACAAACUCUUCUGAGAAAACGUUCGAA
Porites lobata is the source of this 2157-nucleotide messenger RNA. The record is from the annotation of a GenBank genome assembly. Lineage: Eukaryota; Metazoa; Cnidaria; Anthozoa; Scleractinia; Poritidae.